GUCUCACGACAACCGGUUCCACCAACAAAGAAGACAUGUUGGUUUUCCUCCCUGCGAACAUCGUGUAUACUAGUGAAGAGGUUCCCCACUCGCUUUCUAUACAGGCACUUCAUUUUGUCUGUAGUAAGCACGUCCGUGACGUCUCUGGUUCCCGGAAACCGCCGCAGAGUGAGACCUCCUCUGCGCCUCCGCCUCUCUGCUCCGUGUUUUAGGAAACGUGGCCUUAACGCAGCGUCCCGGUUGUAUGAAGGCGACGCACACCGCCGCCUCCGCCCGCCCGCCGCUCAGCCCGCGUUCCACCCCGCUGCCCCUUCGAAGCCCGCCGCUGAACCAACUACCAUGGCUGACACGGAACAAGCCCGGGCCUCGGCGCCGGAGGCCGCCGCCGCCGCCGCCGCGGUCCUGGACGCCCUGAACGCGACGGACGCUAACGGGACCGAGGCGCUCAACGCUACGGCAAAGUUCGUCGCCUCACCGGAGGGCACCGCGCUGGCGUACGGCAGCCUGGUGUUCAUGGCGCUGCUGCCCAUCUUCUUCGGAGCCCUUCGCUCCGUCCACUGCUCCAAAUCCAAGGAGCUUGGGGAAAAUGAUUACGAUUCGGGGUUCAGAAAUGCAUCAGACAUGCCUGAGACGAUCACCAGUCGAGACGCAGCCAGGUUUCCCAUCAUCGCCAGCUGCACUCUGUUUGGGCUCUACCUCUUCUUUAAGGUAUUCUCCCAAGAGUACAUCAACCUGCUGCUGUCCGUCUACUUCUUUGGCCUGGGCGUCCUGGCUCUGUCUCACACCAUGAGUCCCCUGAUGUCCAGAAUCUUCCCUGAUUCCUUCUCAAACAAACAGUUCCAGCUGCUCUUCACUCAGGGCUCCGAAGAGACCAAAGAAGAAAUAGUGAACUAUGAGUUUGACACCAAGAACCUGGUGUGCUUGCUCAUCAGCACCGUGGUGGGAGUCUGGUACCUGUUGAAAAAGCACUGGAUAGCCAAUAACCUGUCUCUGUGCUUGGUGACAUCACAGCACUGGAUAGCCAAUAACCUGUUUGGUUUGGCGUUCGCCCUCAACGGAGUGGAGCUGCUCCACCUGAACAACGUCAGUACCGGCUGCAUCCUGCUGGGGGGGCUGUUUGUCUACGACGUCUUCUGGGUGUUCGGGACCAACGUCAUGGUAACAGUCGCCAGGUCCUUCGAGGCGCCGAUCAAACUGGUGUUUCCUCAGGACUUGUUGGAGCGAGGACUUGAUGCCAGUAACUUUGCCAUGUUGGGUCUGGGGGACAUCGUCAUCCCCGGGAUCUUCAUCGCCCUGCUGCUGCGCUUUGACGUCAGCCUGAAGAAGAACAGCAGGACCUAUUUCUACUCCAGCUUCCUGGCCUACAUCUUCGGACUGGGCCUCACCAUCUUCGUCAUGCACACCUUCAAACACGCACAGCCCGCUCUGCUCUACCUGGUCCCGGCCUGCGUGGGCUUCCCCGUCGUCGUCGCUCUGAUCAGAGGAGAACUCACCGAGUUGUUCAGGUACGAGGAGACCCCUCCUGAGGAUACAGAUGUCAAAGAAGACUCCGAAACCGAGAAGAAGGACCAAUAGCAUCCAUCGCUGCCCCGCCCCCUUCCUCAAGCCUUCUCCAUCCAGCCUGCUGCCACCACAUUUCACUGAAGCCCGCCUCCAGCUUCCUGUCUGCCGCUGAGUGUUGUCUGAUACCGCGUGAAGGCCCCGCCGGUCUCCGUGGCAACGGUAGAUUUGUAUUGUAAAGGUCGUUUGGGUAGACUGCGACUCGGAGCCUCGUUGCGACUCCUCUCGAAGUCCUGAACUUCUGUGUUUGCAGCUCAGAUGGACCAGAAACCGUUCAGACCAAACGCAAAGAUGUUUCUGAACUUAGUGCAAAUAUUCCUCUCGCUGCUUCUCGUCUAACGUGAAGUCAGAGCUUCCCGUGUUAAAGCUGCAUUCCCACACUGGCUGCACGGUGAUUGACAGGUCCCCAGCAGCUGGGAGGCGGGGCUUCGGGUCCACAGACGAUGCCACAAAGUGUCUCCUUUGCGUUUGGUCUGAACCGCUGUUUGCUUUAAACGGCCUCAAACGACAGUAAAACAAGCGCUGCUUUUUCUUUGUUUCUCACACACACACACACACACACACACACACACGCCUCUCGCCAGUGUUUUCAGUCUCGCUUUACUUAGUUUUAUUGUUUCUUGUUGAAGGUCAGAAUUUUAAGAAGCUCAAUGGAGGAUGUUCUGUUCUUAGUCUGAACUAGUUCUGGUUCUUCAGCGUCUGAUCUGAAUACCUUUCUGGUGACGCUUCAAAGAUCCAAGUCUGAAUAAGUACAAGUUUUAGUAAAAAGUCUGACUUUGACGCGUCAAACUCCAAAGGAUCCAAAUGGAAGCAUCAGAGCACGAGAGAUCGUGAAUGUUUGUCUUUAAUUCAUCUCAAGUGCCAAAAACCUACUGGAACCAUCAACAGUCAUUUUCUUAAAGCGGUUUUGCGUCUCAAUCUGAAAUUUAAAGUAAAGUCUCUAAUUUCCCAUUUGUAUUACUUUGUCAAAUGAAUAUAUAAUCUAUAAUUUGAAGAAGUAGUUUUAUUUAAAGCUUCCGACUGGACGUGAUCGGCCUGGUUAUUGUUCUCGAUGUUGAUCAAUGUCGCUUUAUAAAGAGAUGCACAGUUUUUGUACUUUGAUGUAAAAACAUGAGAGGAAAUCCACAUCCUUCGCUCCGUGUCGUUCAGUAGCGCAUCAUCGUUUUAAAUGACGUAUCAAACAUUUUGUCUUUCUCUGGUUAGAUUUGUGCAGGAGGUCGUUUUUAUGGCCCUGAAUAUAUUUUAUUUGCAAUAAACCUUUUUGGGGUGUUUUGAUCUCCGUGUAGAGAAGCAUAA
Molecule: messenger RNA, 2856 nt
Organism: Gasterosteus aculeatus aculeatus (three-spined stickleback)
Lineage: Eukaryota; Metazoa; Chordata; Actinopteri; Perciformes; Gasterosteidae
Gene: hm13
Product: histocompatibility (minor) 13
Biological process (GO): membrane protein proteolysis
Cellular component (GO): lumenal side of endoplasmic reticulum membrane; membrane; cytoplasmic side of endoplasmic reticulum membrane
Molecular function (GO): aspartic endopeptidase activity, intramembrane cleaving
Source: RefSeq, a predicted model, not a curated record